AGCUGGCUGGGAAGUCGGAUCGCAGCUUGAACAUUGCUUCCAUUUCCAGAAACAAGAGCACCGAGACCCUUCCGGGAUCAUGCAGGCCGUCGUGUCCAUUGCCGUGGUCCUCGUAGCCCUAUCCGUUGUGGCAGCCUCUGAUGAACCGACAACGAUGAAGCCCACCUUGUCCCAGAAGUUUGAGAAAUUCCAGCAAGAAGUUCAGGGUUUUUUCGACCGUGUUGGAGAGAAGGUCAAGGCAGCUUUCCACGAUCUCCACCACAGCAAAUUCAGCAACCAGACCAGGAGCUGGUUUGCCGAGAACCUUCAGACACUGAAGGACAAAUUCGCAACCAUUUCCAACAAGGAGUCUGACUGAAGCCAUGCGGCAUGUGGUGGGAAAGAUUCACGGCUCCCUAGAUGUGCCUCUGACUGGAAGAAGCGCUCUUUCGUGAUUCCCCCAGGUAGCAGUGAAAUAAUACCUGGUUCUCCAGGGACAGGCCUUACACUGCAGUCCCUUCCCUUUCUACUUCUUUAUUACGUUUGUUUGCAAAAAGGAAUUGCCACAAAUAAACAGAAAAAUGCUUCUCUGGUGAAAUGGAA
Messenger RNA from Varanus komodoensis (Komodo dragon), 582 nucleotides. Its product is annotated as apolipoprotein C-I-like. Gene Ontology annotation, molecular function: phospholipase inhibitor activity; fatty acid binding. The coding region runs from base 80 to 358 and encodes 92 amino acids. Gene Ontology annotation, biological process: negative regulation of cholesterol transport; negative regulation of lipoprotein lipase activity; very-low-density lipoprotein particle clearance. The record is from RefSeq and is a predicted model, not a curated record. NCBI's taxonomy places the organism in Eukaryota, Metazoa, Chordata, Lepidosauria, Squamata, Varanidae. Gene Ontology annotation, cellular component: high-density lipoprotein particle; extracellular region; very-low-density lipoprotein particle. The transcript is spliced from 4 exons.